This is a messenger RNA of Sinocyclocheilus grahami, 1008 nucleotides long. RefSeq names its product bombesin receptor-activated protein C6orf89 homolog. The transcript is spliced from 5 exons. The record is from RefSeq and is a predicted model, not a curated record. Lineage: Eukaryota; Metazoa; Chordata; Actinopteri; Cypriniformes; Cyprinidae. Gene Ontology annotation, cellular component: Golgi membrane; nucleolus. The annotation marks the transcript as partial.
GAACGCACAGAUGAGUGACGCACGCGGCUCCGGGACGCAGCGCUAGCGUGAAGCCGUGAGAGAAAUAACGCACAAAACCGCUGAAAUCACCGUCGAAUCAGCGACAACGCGCCGGUAAGACGCUCGCUCGCUCGUGUGUGUGUGGGGAGCUGUAGAUGAAGGUGUUUGCUCGGUGUGUUACAGAGCCUCAGUCAUGAAGACGAGCAGCUUCUCGCGGGAUUUAGGCUAGCGAGACAGAAGAGCACACACACACUGAUCAUGGGCUCGUCUCUCAGUGAGCCCUGCAUCUAUGACAAGCUGUCGGAGAGCAUCGACAUCCUGCGACAGUCCGGUUACCGGUACGGGAUGAGCGAGAGAGAGAUCGAGAAGUUCAUCAAGCAGGUGCUGGAGACCAACGAGCCCCGCAGAGACCCGCCGCAGUUCCCCAUCCUGAGAGCCACUGUCAAGCUGGUGCUGGCGGUGGGUGUUCUGCUGAUGGUGGUGCUGGUGUUCACGUAUCCUCACAGUGUGCCGCUGCUGGACUCCUCGAGCGCGGCGGGACACAACAGCUCUUCUCCUCUCAGUCACGCGCGGCUGCUAGCGCUGCCCAUCACCCAGAAAUACAAGCUGCACGGUUUUCACGAGUGGUGGGUGUCUGGCGCGCUGCAGAUGCCGCAGGGGAACUGCUCGGCCUGCGCAGACGUGACAGCGGUGAUAGAGCUGAGAGCGUCUGCGGGGAUCGAAAAACACACACAGCCACUGCUGCUCAAGGGCGGAGAGUCUCUGUCUCGCCGUAUCUCUCAUCUGGAGCAGUUAUCACAGCCAGACACACUCACAGCAACACCUGCCAACUUCACCCUGCUCUGGAGUUUCUCGUCCAGUCCCAGAGAGACGGUUCUCCGCUGGUUAUUUCCUGAUGCUGAGCUCUGCCCUCUGCUAGAGAACACAGGAACAACACUGCAGCGCUGCCAGCUGACCGACAGCACCAGCACACAACACACGGUCAGAACACACACAGAAUCGCCCUCU